Molecule: messenger RNA, 4042 nt
Organism: Eupeodes corollae
Lineage: Eukaryota; Metazoa; Arthropoda; Insecta; Diptera; Syrphidae
Gene: Sobp
Product: sine oculis-binding protein homolog A
Exons: 3
Coding region: 1672-3609 (645 amino acids)
Biological process (GO): animal organ development
Cellular component (GO): nucleus
Source: RefSeq, a predicted model, not a curated record
UUCAUUUAGGUUUGUUGUGCUUUGACUUCGCUUGGGCAAAGACGUUACGAUUUUAUCCGUACACUCACUCCGUCGAACCGUCAUUGUUUUCGUGUGUCGUUUAUUUUCGUAUAAGUAUCUCAUUUCUUGAAACACCACGAGAAAAUAGUCGGUUCGAAAAUAGUUUUCCCAUUCCGAACAAACUGUCAACAGGCGCGCGAAACACAGAAUGCAUAUGUCAUGUCAAUUAAAUGGAUUUAAAUUAAAUAUUUAUCUUUGACAUUAACAUACACACAUUAUUGUCUACAUUAUACGCUAUGAAAUGAGAUUCAAGAAGAAAAAGUAACUAAAAAAACUUAAUAACCGAAUUUUCGAAGUGUUACAACUACAACAAUUUACGACUGUCACUGGUGAUAUUCGAAAUAGUGCGUUUUUAUUUUUGGAUCAUAUCCAAUCCUAAUCUCACUGAAGUGUACAAAUUAAAUUGUUAAAUAAUUGUUUAGCAAAACAAAGAAAACAAAAUAUAUACAUAUGUGCAUAGAAUAAUUUAAAAAAAGGAAGAAAAUGUAUUAGGUAUUUAAAAAUUAUAUCUUCUUAAUCAUUUUCAAAGAGGAGACAAUAUCUCGAAAUCGAAAUCCUUGCAAAUGAUCAAUCUGUGGCCCUCUAUAUUGAUUUAGAAUUUCAUUUUCAUCUCGCAUUCAGUCUCGGUGUGUUUAUUUAUAUUCUCGUGAAAGGGGAAUAUCCGAAAGUCUCCUUGCAGCCCACCACCGCGACCGCAUCAUCACCCCUCAUAUUCACCUCUUAAUCUCCCGCGCUCCCAUUAUUUCUUCGCUUCGCGUGUUCUAUUUUUGGAUUAAAAAUUUUAUUUGAAAAACGAUUUUCUUUGAUUUCGAUUUUACUCCUCUUUAUAUAUUAUUUUAUUUUCGAAAAAUAAAAAUUUGAAAACGACCGAUUCGAUACACGGGAUGAAUAGACCGUUUCCUUGUCCUCACAUUCACCUUUGUUUUGGAGGAAGGAUUUUCGGAUAGAAAAAUAAAAGUUUAAAAAGUUGCAGUUGCACUUCUUCUGAACGGAAAUAGAUACAUUUAAAAGAAGUUUAUUCUAAUCUGUAAGAAAGAUCACGCACCCGAACGUGAAAGUGAAAACGAAAAACCUGCGCGGAGAAUAUUCAGCCCUAAAAAUCACUCAUACGACCGAGUGCAUCGCGGAAAAAAGUCUAAAUAUAGUGCUGACAUCUGGAAAAGUGAUUUGGUACUUAAACAAAAUAUCUAUAUACCAAAAAGUGAUUUCCAUCGGGGAGAGAAAUAAUCAAAAUAUAUUUUCCGUCUGUUAUUUGACACCACCGCACCGCAGCAGCAGCGGUACCAUAGCUGAGUCUGAGUCUACGAUGUGUGCUUUGUUUUGUGCGUGAGAAGAGGUGAACCCGUGAGUGAUAUGUGCGUAUCUAGUUACAUACAUUGUUCUUUUAUGUAAAAUAAAUUUAUAUUGUUACCAAGAGAGAGGGGUCGAGCGAGUGAUACAUAUAAAAUUAAAAAAAAAUUAUAUACUCGAUGGUCAGGUUUUGAUUGGUGCAGAUAACCGUGUAAGUGAUUUUUUCUAUCCUAAUGGUAAAAGCUUGCUCGUAAAAAGUGCGUGGGAGAGUGUUUCGGAUUAACGCAGUACAAACCAGCAAACUAUAAAAAAAACAACAAGAUGACAACAAAAGCAUCACCUCCGGCCACAUCAAAUCCUGCCACAAAUUCUGGUGUUGUCAAGAUCAAGAAGGAGUUACCCAGCGAUGAAAUUAAGGAAUUCGCUGAGACAGCAAUGAAUGAACUUCUUGGAUGGUAUGGCUAUGAUGGUGUGGACCGUUUAGAUUUAUCAUCAAAAACCUCCCGUCUAUUACAAUCUGCAGCUUCUGCGAAUCAUAUGGAAAAAGCCAGAAGCAGAAGUCGAAAUGGUUUAAGUGAUAGUCGACAAAGCAAUCGACGUGGUGACAGUACAACAUCGGAUCAUGAUACGCACAGUUCUAGGGAAGAUUCAAAAAGUCCGAAUUCGGGGAAAGCUAUCGAUGAGAAACCAGAUUAUAAUAACUGCGUUUGGUGCCGUCGACCAGUGCCCGACAAUUCAACGGACUUCCUUACAACUGCCGAUGGACCAAGGUAUUGCUCGGAGUCAUGUUUUACCCAAAGCAGGCGAGCUUCGUUUAAGAAGGCUAAGACAUGUGAUUGGUGCCGACAUGUGAGGCAUGCGGUGAGCUAUGUCGACUUUCAAGAUGGUGCUUCCCAGCUUCAGUUUUGCUCGGAUAAGUGUCUCAACCAGUACAAGAUGCAAAUCUUUUGUAAAGAAACUCAGGCACAUUUGGACAUGAAUCCGCAUUUAUGUGACAAGGGUUUGGAAGCUGCAAGUGGGAGUGGUGGACUCAUAACGCCGGACCUGUGGCUUCGAAACUGUCGCAGUAGAUCAGCGUCACCUGCCUCAACAGUGUCAGUUUCACCUUCUCCGGCCACACCCACACCACAGAUUAUACCAACGCAACCACACAAACCCUUAAUCUCAGUGGCUCCAGUCUCGAAAUUGAUGUCGAAAAGUCCGGGCAUCAUGAACAACCGACAGUCACCCAAGCAUAGUAGGAAAAAGAGGCCUUCACGAGCUGCAACGUCUAGUGUUGGUCCCAACAGUAGCAACAGCAACAGAACCACCAACAGUAUAAACAACAACAAUAACACAAACAUUUCAAACAAAUCAAAGAUUCUAGCUAAUAGUUUGACGGCAAGCCCCAAACUUCCACCAAAGCCAUUUUCAAGUGUCCAGGACUUUCAAAACAUAAAUGCUCCACCGAUAUCUCCGAUAGAUGUCCCAACACAGCCCUCACAGCAACAUCCAGCAGCACGUCCAUCAAACCUUCCAUCUGGGUUCUUUCCGGGUCCGUCUUUUCCCCCAAGACCGCCGUUUAUGCCCCAACCCCACCCGAGGUUCUAUGGCGGGCUUCAACAUCUAUUUCCGCCACCGGACGCUGUUUCGGGGCUACUGGGUGGCAUCCCACCUGUGACAGUAAUGGUGCCAUAUCCCAUUAUAAUCCCGCUUCCCAUACCGAUCCCAAUACCGCUGCCAAUAAUGGACUUUGUAAGGGCUGCUCAGAAGAAGGAGGAAGCCGCAAAACCAUCUGAAACACCAACUAACAGCAAUACCAAACCUUUAGAACAAAAUGAUGAACCCCUCGACUUCACAAAAUCGAAAGAAGAAGAACCUACGCCGCCACCACCUCCACCCGCAGUGGAGCUUCCCGAAAGCCCUCCAGAUACUGAACGACUUACACCUGCUGCAUCUAAAGAUCAGCCCCCGAACAACUCUGAAGAUAAUCCUGAUGACAGUUAUAAGGAGGAGAAACUGCCAAAGCUUAAAAUUACACGGCUGCAUAGCAAGCGGCUUGUGGCCGCCACUUCAAACUCACAGCCUUGUUCUGCAGCAACAACGAGCUCGACGACGACGACGCCAACUGUUCCCAAAGAAGCCCAAACCUCACCCAGUGAAUGCAGUAGGCCGUUAAGGAAACGGAAACGAAUAAUAGACUGUGACUUCCAGCGAAUGGCUUCGAAGGAAGUGGAUGUCGAAGACACUACUCCUUUAGCAAAUAAGCAACGGAAAUAAAUUUGAAAAACAAAUAUUAUAAUUUUCCUUAUUAAAAUUAAUAUUACGUAUGCGACAUCUUGUGCAAUUGCUUGUUGUUGAAGUUAUUGUUGUUUCGUUCAAAAUAGUCCUAUUUCUGGCAGAAAUGCAUUUUUCAUUUUUUUAUUUGUGUGUUGAAAACUCAUGUUUUUGGAGGGAAAAAUGCUUUUAAAGCCGAUGCAAACCCACCUCCCCCGCUUUAUUAUUUUUGUUUUUUAAUGAUGUUUUCCUUUUAUAAAAAUUGUUGUUAAUUUGUCCUCAAUACUUUAUAGAUGGAGAAACUUUAUGUGUAAUUAUUUAUUUAAGUAAUUUUUAAGUUUAGAACUAUUUUUUUUGUUUGUUUAUUUUUAUAAGAAGAAUUCAAAUACAAUAUAUCGUGUAAGUAAAACGUUUUGAAAUAAAUUUUAAAAUUGUA